ACAUUACCUUGAAAGAUAAUGAGUGCAAUGAUUUGGCGAUUACUACUAAUCAUAUUCAUACAAAUUUCGAUAACAUCAUCUCAAAAUAGCGAUCGGGUUGCUUUGCAGGCUUUGAGGGAUUCUUGGCAGGACACACUACUCAACUGGAACGAUGAUACAGACCUAUGUGAUUGGGUUGGUGUCACAUGCACCAACUUUCGUGUGACCUCAUUAAUUUUAUCAAGCAUGGGAUUGAGUGGUGGGCUACCCGGAGAUAUCGGGCAGUUUACUGAGUUACAGAUAUUAGAUCUAUCUUACAAUAAAGAUAUGCGCGGAUCACUCACUCCAGCUAUCGGAAAUUUGAGGAAGUUAACUAAUUUAAUUCUAGUUGGCUGCAAUUUCAACGGUCCAAUUCCAGAUAGCAUUGGCAAUCUUGAAAGGCUAAGAUAUCUGUCACUAAAUUCAAAUGGAUUCACCGGAUCCAUUCCACCUUCCCUUGGUAACCUUAAGAAUCUUUACUGGCUGGAUCUUUCUGCAAAUAAGCUUACAGGGAGUUUACCAGCUUCUGAAGGGACACAGCCGGGUCUUGAUAUGUUAACUCAUGCGAAACAUUUUCACUUUGGAGACAACCAACUUUCGGGUGAUAUUCCAUCAGGGCUCUUCAACUCAAAUAUGAGUCUGAUUCACCUGUUAUUUGAGAAUAAUCGGCUUACCGGCAAAAUUCCUACUACGUUAGCCCUUGUGCAUCCUCUAGAGGUUGUACGGCUUGACAGGAACAUGUUGAGUGGAGAUGUUCCAUCAAACAUCAACAGCCUCACAAAUGUGACAGAGAUGUACCUUUCACUUAAUCGAUUUACCGGCCCUGUACCCAAUCUCACUGGCAUGAACCGUCUCAACUAUUUGGAUUUAAGCAAUAAUGGUUUCGACCAGUCUAAUAUUCCAUCAUGGUUUUCCACUCUACAAUCUUUGACAACCCUUAAGAUGAAAUUUACAAACCUUGUCGGAGAACUUCCUGCUUCCUUUUUUAGCAUUCCCCAGUUACAAAACGUUGAUUUAAGUAAUAAUCGAAUAAAUGGCUCCUUGGAUAUUAGCUCGAAUCCUAGCACACAACUUGAACUUGUUGAUCUUCAGACAAAUCUUAUUACGGAUUUCACCCAACGAAACCAAUAUGAUAUUGGUUUAAUACUGGUUGGUAAUCCAAUAUGUACGGAAUCAGGGGUGACAUACAAAUUUUGCUCUCUUCCCACAAAUACUAGCGGUAGAUCAUAUUCCACCCAAUCAAACAAUUGUGUGCCUCCUUCAUGUGGUCCGAACCUUGUUUCAAGUCCAAAUUGUCAAUGCGCAUAUCCAUUCACGGGCUUGUUUUCGUUUAAAGCUCCUUCUUUCUCUUCAGUUACAAACUCAACCAUCUAUGACUCACUUCAAAAAUUAUUGAUGACAUUCUUCAAGAAUGCCUCACUUCCUGUAGAUUCAGUGUCACUUAGGAAUCCCACCAGAAAUAUGGAAGAUUACCUUGUGCUAAGACUUGAAGUUUUCCCAUAUGGUGAACUUAGUUUCAAUAGGACAGGAAUUAUUGGGGUCUCAUUUGCACUUAGCAAUCAAACCUUCAAGCCAAAGAGUGAUUUCAACACCUACACAUUCAUCGCUGAAAACUACAAUAAUUUUUUUCCAGGAUCGACCCCGAGAGGGGCAAAUAAGAAGUUAUCUAAUACUGGAAUUAUCAUAGGGUCAGCCAUUGGUGGUUGUGUGUUUGUAAUAUUAUUAGUACUUGCUGGUAUGUAUGCAUUACGCCAAAAAGGACGAGCUAAACAAAUUGUACAACAGAGCCAACCUUUUGCACUAUGGGAUGCAACAAGUGGAAGUGGUGGUGUUCCUCAAUUGAAAGGAGCAAGAUCCUUUACCUUUGAGGAUCUAAGCAAAUGCACAGGCAACUUUUCAGAUAUUACCAAAAUAGGAGCAGGUGGAUACGGGAUGGUGUAUAAAGGAACUCUUCCAAAUGGGCAGCUAAUUGCUAUCAAAAGAGCUCAGCAUGGAUCAACACAAGGUGGGCUCGAGUUUAAGACUGAAAUAGAGCUUCUUUCAAGAGUUCAUCACAAGAACGUUGUGGGACUAAUUGGCUUUUGCUUCGACAAAGGUGAACAAAUGCUGGUAUAUGAAUAUAUCGUGAACGGUACACUCAAAGACAGUCUUUCAGGGAGAUCAGGCAUUAGGUUGGACUGGAUGCGCAGGUUGAAAAUAGCUCUUGGAGCAGCAAGGGGGUUGCAAUAUUUACAUGAUCUUGCUGAUCCUCCCAUCAUACAUAGAGACGUUAAAACGAAUAAUAUCUUACUUGACCAACGAUUAGUUGCAAAAGUUGCCGAUUUUGGCCUAUCUAAACCAUUAAGUGAUGCUAAUAGGACUCAUGUUACCACUCAAGUCAAAGGGACCAUGGGCUACAUGGAUCCUGAAUAUUACAUGACCCAACAAUUGACUGAAAAAAGUGAUGUCUAUAGCUUCGGAGUUGUGAUGUUGGAGCUAAUAACUGCAAGAAAUCCAAUUGAAAAAGGUAAGUACAUUGUGAGGGAAGUGAAACAAGCAAUGAACAGGAAUAAAGAACUAUACAAUUUAUACCAACUCCUUGACCCGACCAUCGGUUUGAACAGUCAACUUAAAGGUUUAGAGAGGUUUGUGGAUCUGUCACUAAAAUGUGUUGAAGAAAGUGGAAAUCAAAGACCAGCAAUGAGUGAAGUUGUAAAAGAGUUGGAGAGUAUUAUGGCAAUGGUAGGACUUAACCCGGGCUCUGAAUCAUCCUCAUCAACUUCUGCAAGUUAUGAAGGCACCAGAAAUUCUGACUACAACCAUCCCUACAGUAAUGACAGCCUUUUUGCUUAUAGUGGAGGUUUUUUGCCACCAAAGUUGGUUCCAAAGUAAGAUUUCUUUGAUUUUGCAUCAAAGUACACCCAUAUACACCUAUCAUAUUUGUAUGUGAUAAGUUCAUACCUAUGUUUCUUGCAAGUAUGGAGAUGUGAUAAAGUAGAAGAUAUAUGAUGUUACACGUCUAAAAUUUGUAAGUAUAUAAAGUACAUAUGACAUAUAUGUAUUUCUAUACGUAUCUGAUAAGUACACUGUUAUAUUUCUGUUGACCUUGAUAUUAAACAAGGAUUAGCGCAA
This is a messenger RNA of Erigeron canadensis, 3129 nucleotides long. Its product is annotated as leucine-rich repeat receptor protein kinase HPCA1-like. The coding region runs from base 19 to 2889 and encodes 956 amino acids. Lineage: Eukaryota; Viridiplantae; Streptophyta; Magnoliopsida; Asterales; Asteraceae. Gene Ontology annotation, molecular function: ATP binding; protein binding; protein kinase activity. Gene Ontology annotation, biological process: protein phosphorylation. The transcript has 19 exons. The record is from RefSeq and is a predicted model, not a curated record.